ACAACAAAACCCUAGCGCAGUCGCAGCACACUAUAUUAGAGUUUCAGAUCCUCAAUCAGCCAGCUACAACAGCAUCGUCGGCGGCGUAACCCUCCAACAACAACACUUCCUCGUCAGAAAAUGUCUCUGGUGGCGAACGAGGAUUUCCAGCACAUUCUGCGUGUGCUGAACACCAACGUGGAUGGGAAGCAGAAGAUAAUGUUCGCAAUGACCUCCAUCAAGGGUAUUGGAAGGAGAUUCGCCAACAUCGCUUGCAAGAAGGCUGAUGUUGACAUGAACAAAAGGGCUGGUGAGUUGACUGCUGCUGAGUUGGACAGUGUGAUGACUGUGGUGGCGAACCCUAGGCAGUUCAAGAUCCCAAACUGGUUUUUGAACAGAAAGAAGGAUUACAAGGAUGGCAAAUACUCUCAAGUUGUGUCUAAUGCUCUUGAUAUGAAGCUCAGGGAUGAUCUCGAGAGACUCAAGAAAAUCAGGAACCAUCGUGGUUUGAGACACUACUGGGGUCUUCGUGUACGUGGCCAGCAUACCAAGACCACUGGUCGUAGGGGUAAAACUGUUGGUGUGUCCAAGAAGCGCUGAGCUCUCACUUCCUUUCUUUUUUUCCCGUUUUUUGAAGGAGAUAUAUUUUUGUUUUGUUAAAGUCGACAAAAUUUUAUUGAGAACGGAUUUGGAUUUUGUUGCAUUCGAACGUUGAUUUUGAUUGGGUUGGUUGAUCUUAUUUAUUUUACUUAUUAAUCCUAUGUCUUUUUGGUCCAA
Glycine soja is the source of this 756-nucleotide messenger RNA. RefSeq names its product 40S ribosomal protein S18-like. The record is from RefSeq and is a predicted model, not a curated record. Gene Ontology annotation, biological process: translation. Bases 121 to 579 code for a protein of 152 amino acids. Gene Ontology annotation, cellular component: cytosol; ribosome; small ribosomal subunit. Gene Ontology annotation, molecular function: RNA binding; structural constituent of ribosome. Lineage: Eukaryota; Viridiplantae; Streptophyta; Magnoliopsida; Fabales; Fabaceae. The transcript has 4 exons.